This is a messenger RNA of Erythranthe guttata (spotted monkey flower), 1386 nucleotides long. RefSeq names its product L10-interacting MYB domain-containing protein. The record is from RefSeq and is a predicted model, not a curated record. NCBI's taxonomy places the organism in Eukaryota, Viridiplantae, Streptophyta, Magnoliopsida, Lamiales, Phrymaceae.
AAAUGUAUAUUUAGCUAUUUCUCGACAGCACAAUUCGGUUUCGAACAGGCCGAUGUUUUCUCAAUCCCUAAAAUCCCCAAAUUGAAUGAUUUCGCUUGUGGCUGUAACAAACGGAGCUUGCAAAUGGGAAGCCAGAGGAAUUCCGGGAAGCAAAAAAUCAACCAAGUAAAAGCCAGUUGGACGCCCGAGAAUCAUGAAUUGUUCAUCGACUUGUGCCUCGAGCAGAUAUCGAUAGGAAAUAAACCAGGCACACAUUUAACUAAAAAUGGCUGGAAUAAUCUUUUGGGUUCGUUUCACUCGAUAACAGGUAUAAAAUACGAAAGGAUUCAGCUGAAGAAUCACUGGGAUAUGACCAAGAAAAACUGGAAAAUCUGGCACGAUCUCGUUUCCACCGAAUGGCUUAAAUGGGAUCCAGUCGAACGAAGCUUUGGAGCCACUGAACAAGAAUGGGAUCAAUAUAUACGAGAAAAUCCAGACGCUGCACAGUUUCGAUCGAAGGAGCUCCUGUUUGCAGACAAGCUGGACAUUGUGUUCGGCGGGGCUGAAGAUUAUGGGGUGAGAAAAAGACGAAAUUGUGGUGCGAGAAAGAUCAGUUGUUAUACGAGAGCAGAGCCUAUUAGUGUUGUUAGGAAGCAUAAUAAUUACCCGGGAAAUAAUACAUAUAUGCAUGUGGAAGAAGAGCCAAUGGUUGGGAAUGGUAACGAUGCAGUAGAAUCAAGAAGCGGUGUUACGGUGCAAUCUCCACCGCACAAAUUGAGCUACAGCAUUGAAGAAUGCAUCAAGGGCCUGGAUUCGAUCGAAGAACUGGAGCAAGGAUGCGAGCUCUAUUUAUUUGGGUUGGAUAUAUUUCUGAAGAAGGAGUAUAGGGAAAUUUUCCUUAACUUGAAGAAGUCGAGCACGAGGAUUGCAUGGUUAGAAAGGCUGCAAUCGAGUAACUCUUUGCCGUUGAAUUAGUGACUCCUUUCGUAAGGGAAUAGUUAAUUAGUGUAUCUGCUCUUUUUGUACAAUAUGCGAAAGCAAGUAGCAACUAGUCGUUUGUUCUGCUCGACAUUUAAUAUGCUUGUUUUCUCGAUCGAUGAAAGUAAAUUAUCUGCUGAACGGUGGUGGUUAUUAUGGAGAUUUCCGUGCUAGCGUGCACUCCCGUUGGUAUAUUUUCUUGCAAGCUACCGAGUUGAGCUCGAACGGGCUUUGGUCGAGUCGAAUAAAAUAGUGUUAGGCUAAUUUGAUCGUUACGUAAGUAUUUUAUUAUUUUCUUUCAGCCAAGCUUGAUCUCGAGCUGAAGCACGUGCCUUAUCAAACAAAAAUAUGUAUUCAAACUUGAUUCGUUAGUAAUUCGUAAAUCGUAACAAACCAUAGAUUGGAAGAUAUCUAUGUUUUUAUUGAAAA